UGUACGUACUCCAUUGGUGCGAGACGUUAUUUUGGAUCACAUUCUUCACUAUUCUCUUUCUCUCUCUUUCUCCUCCGUUCUAUUCUUGUACGUAUAUUUUAAAACAGAGACAAAUUUAGAAACAUUUGUCGCCACAUGUUCCAUUCAUCUGUUCAAAUAGCCGCCAAAUUCUUGCACGGUGUUCCGAGAAGUUUGCUAAAAAUGGGUCCGCUCGAAAAUGCGAAAAAAGCCGCGGCUUACAAAGCCGUGAACGAAUAUGUCCAGAAUGACACUGUUAUCGGGAUCGGUAGCGGAUCCACUAUAAUUUACGCUGUUGAUAGACUCGUUGAACGAGUCAAGGAAGAAGGGCUUAAAGUAGUUUGCAUUCCUACAUCAUUUCAAGCUCGUCAACUCAUAUUAAAUAAUAACCUGUUCCUAGGAGACUUGGAAACUUAUCCAAAGCUUGACUGUGCAAUUGAUGGUGCAGAUGAAGUCGACGCUGAAAUGAAUCUCAUUAAAGGUGGCGGAGGAUGUUUAUUGCAAGAAAAGGUUGUUGCUUCCUGUGCCAGGCAGUUUGUUGUAAUAGCGGACUAUACAAAAAACUCACAAAAGCUUGGAGAGCAGUACAAAAACGGAAUUCCCAUUGAAGUAGUUCCAAUGGCAUAUGUGCCAAUUCAACAUAGGAUUGAAAACAUGUUUGGAGGAACUGCAAAAGUCAGAAUGGCUCUGGCGAAAGCCGGUCCAGUGGUGACGGAUAAUGGUAAUUUUAUUCUGGACUGGCAUUUCCCUGAAGACACACACUUGGUUAAUUGGAAACAAGUCAAUGAGAGAAUUUCUCUAAUACCUGGAGUCGUGGAAACUGGUCUGUUUAUAAAUAUGGCAGAGAAAGCUUUCUUUGGCAUGCCAGAUGGCAGCGUGAAGGAACAAAGUUCAAACCGGAAGAUUUAAUGUGUAUCUCAAUGAGAGAUAUGUAUGAUGAUCUUGUAUAAGUCCAUAGGUCACAUCUUGCCAUAUGCGUUGGUGCUGUUUUGUACAAUUGGUUUUAGGUUUGAUCUGUUCUUUACUUUAUUUUACGUACAUAUCAGACUUUACGUCUGUGAUAUUUUUUUUAUUAGUUAUGUAAAUAUGUGAUUUUUUAAGACAACCAAAGACUAUGUAUUGCUUUUUAUCUUAUAGCAAUGACAGUUUUGUUAAAUAUGUAAAAAAUCUGUAAGAAAACAUAUAGUACAAAAUGGUUGUAUCUCGAAAAUAUAAGCCACUGUAAGAAUUCCAUGUUCUUAAAUCGAAGUAUCCGUAAAAUU
Pseudomyrmex gracilis is the source of this 1280-nucleotide messenger RNA. It is a transcript of the gene Rpi, whose product is annotated as ribose-5-phosphate isomerase. The coding region runs from base 136 to 927 and encodes 263 amino acids. Gene Ontology annotation, molecular function: ribose-5-phosphate isomerase activity. Gene Ontology annotation, cellular component: intracellular membrane-bounded organelle. Lineage: Eukaryota; Metazoa; Arthropoda; Insecta; Hymenoptera; Formicidae. Gene Ontology annotation, biological process: pentose-phosphate shunt, non-oxidative branch; D-ribose metabolic process. The transcript has 6 exons. The record is from RefSeq and is a predicted model, not a curated record.